UCGCGACGUUCUCUCGUGUUCGCAGAGCCAGUUUCGAAGCGAUGAUCUCUGUCGCGGUAGGAAAAUUCGUGGAAAGACGGGGGCCAUGGGAAACCAUGGUGUGUGGUGUUGUUAUUCGGGAAUUUCGGCGUGGUGAGGCGCGCGCGUAGAGGAGCGUACAUGCCGAUGACAGGACUGUGACGGAGUGCUAAUAAUACGUAUAAUAGGCCGGUGGUGCGGCGCGCGUGUGUCGGUGGUGGUCGCGCAUGAAUUUGUGCCGAUAAGCAGGGGCAGGGAGAGGAACAGGGACUAGAACCGGGAAUAGAGAGAUGUGGAUAGUAUACUGGCGCGCAUACGCGUAUAGAUAGUUGACGUUGGUUCGGAGUAUAGAGAAGCGUGGCUAUGGGAUCUCGACUACGUGCAUAGAUACUUGCAAGUUUGAAGCGUGCGUGAACGUUGCCGCGUUCUCGAGCGAACGGCCGAUCGAUCUCGAUAUACCGAACGGUCCAGUCAAUACGUGCGCAAAUCGACGUGAAAUCAACGCGCGAAACUAGGACGAUCUUUCGCCUUCUCUUUCUCUCUCUCUCUCUCUCCUCUUCCUCUUCGCUGCGAUGUUUUCUCACCCGGUCACGUGGAACGCGAGUCGCGCGAGAUACGAAGGUACCGGAGAGACACGGCGCGACGUGGUCGUACGAAGAUCGUCGCGAAAAUAAGAGUAGAGGAAAGGAGAAGCGAGAGGAUGGCGGGCUAUUUCUCAGUUUCACCCGCAGAGACUUCCUUCGCGAGAAUAUAUCGACGCGUCAGGAGCAAACUGGCCCGUUUACGAUACCCACGCGUAUAUACCUAUACCUGUCGGGCUGCUAUACCACGGCUCGUUCGCGCAGCUUUCAAACGCGUACGUCUGCCGUGCAAGUUUGCUUUCACGAUCUCUAUUUACAGAGAGUGGUAGUUUCGCUUUAUGAAGAGGGAGAAAGAAGAAGAAGAAAAAAAGGAGAAACGGCCAAGUUCGAAGUCCGUACACUGGCCAGGGGGAACGUUGUUUCGAUGAUCCAGAGUGCGGAGUACGGUGACUAGAAGAAUCGCUGGUGCAGCCAUGGAGCGAGCGUAGAGGUUGCGUGGUCGAGGUUGCAAGCCACCACCUCUCUUCCUCGUCCUCCUCCGGUCGGCGCCGUUCUUCCAGUUCUCCGAUGCGACGAGACGUUCAGUCGGCUGGCGACAGCCGUCCGUGCUUCGCGUUCCUUCCUAUCGCGCACGCCCUGUCUCUCGCCCGCGAAAUCCCCCUCGUUCGUUCGUUCGUUCGUUCUCUCUGCUCUCUUCGUCCUUUCUCCUCGCGUCGCGCGUUUCUACCAACAGCCGCCGUUCGUUGCUCGAUCGUUCGCGAUCGUCCGCAGAAGAAAACGGUGGUUGGACGAAACGAUGAAACGCGUGGUUGUGGUGGUCGCGCGUCGAUCUCGCGGAUUUCGCUAGAUACUCGCGUCGCCGGUGACACGACGAUCGAGAAGUCGCGCGGUCGUGCUACGGACGAUCUUUUGGAUUUCCUGGAGGGUUCGAGAGGACCGGAAGCCCGAUCGCCGAUCGGAGAAGUCACCUCGGCGGCCAGAGACAAGGCUUCGCGCGAAGAUGUCCAGUCGGAAGAUGUUCACUCGCCCUCCUCUCACCAUCAUCACCACCACCACCACCAUCAUCAUCAUCAUCAUCAGCAGCAGCAGCAGCAGAAGAUCGGCGGGCAAACGAAACAGGUCAACACGCCCCGAGCAGAGUACAAAGGGACGAGCUCGGGAGUUUGCUCGGCAUCCUCCGACAGCGGCAGCCCCUUGCCCUCGCACUACCUCAAACCGGAAUCGGAGGACGCGGCUGGUUCCGGAAGCACCGACACCGCCGGCAGCACCGGCAGCAGCGCUAACGGAUCCGUGGCCAACUGCAGAACGGAAGAGCAAAACGAUGGAUCCGCACCGUCCAACGGCAACGGCACCGCCGCCAACGCCAACGCCAGCAACGGCGGCAGAUGCAUCGCCGGUGUGUUCGCUGGACACGGCGAGCUGAAGAGCGUGCUCGGCACCGUCGUCAAAUUCGCCACGGGCAUCUCUCCUGACACCGGCGACACCGUGCUCACCUUGGUGUUGGCGCUUCUGAGCGGCACCAUGACUGCGGAGGAGUUCCACUCGGCCCUCCAGGAAGCGACCAACUAUUCUCUGAAAGGGUUUGUCUUGCCACAUCUGAAGCAGCAAUUACCCUCCCUGCAGAGAGACUUGAGCAACGCUGCCAGAGCAACUAACCAAAGUUGCGCGCAGUUUUUACGAUCGAACGAGGCAGCGAUUCUCGAGGCUGUCGGUUUGAUAGCGGCGACCGAGCAUGUGGAGAUCUUCGGAGAACACGCCGGCAACGGAGCUGGAAGCGGAAACGGCGGCAAUCAAUGCUCCGCUCAUUACGGCGUACGAUCCAAUUCUAAUCCCGGUAUUGGCGCUAUUCAACAUACGAACAACGCCACGGCCGGUUUCCAUCAUUAUUCCAGCGGCUCAUCGCACGCGCCGAAACGGCGCGCCUCCGAUACACCGUACUACGAGAACGGCGCCGCUCUCCUCGAGGACGUUCCAGUAUACGGGAAGAGGCUUACGAAUCCAUGGAGUCAUCACCAUCCGCCGCAGCCGCAACAGCAACCGUCCACCGACGGUUCCUCGCCGUACUGUUGGUAUCAUCCGCUUCAUUCGUCGAGCGGAUCGAUUCAAGGUCUCGGACAUCGGCACACUCACACGGGUCACAGUCACGCUCACGGUCAAACUCACGGCCACGCUCAUGGCCAUAGCCAGGGUGACGGUGGUUCCAGUUCGAUAUCGGCUGGUACCGUGCAGAUUAAUCAGAUGAACGCGUUCUCCGGUCCUCAUCAUCUAGCUCGACAGCAGCAGCAACAGCAGCAGCAGCAAAUUGGCCACGUUCAAACGCAAAACGGCACCCUGGACGACGAAUGGAAGAACAUUCAUAUGAUGUUGAACUGUAUCCUCGGUAUGGUGGAGAAGACGAAGAAAGCUUUGGCCAUACUACAGACUCGCGGAUGCUUCGCGGCGUCGACAACGGCGCCUCCUUUGGCCAGCACCAGUACCGUACCAGCUCAGAACGGCGGUAGCGCUGGUACCACCGCUGCCAGCAAUAAUCCAUCGUCGACAAACGGUUCUCAAGUGGAGUCCUCGAGCGGCGAUCGCGAAGGUAGCUUGAAACGGCUGUCCGGCGAGAUCGUUGCUCAAACGAUCAGGGCGAUCGAGGACAAGGUGGCGGAAGUGAAGAGGAAAGACGAGGAAGCCGUGAAAAGGGCCGUAAUGGCCGAGGUUCAGCGUGCGGUUCGAGUGGCGGUAGCUGAAUCUAGAGCGAACGAACGCCUACGAGUUCAUCGAAUGCUCGACGUUCCGUUGUCCCAGAGGAAUCACGGCAGCCCUCUUCGUCAGGGAUCGUACCUGCGAGUUCACGGUAGUCACAGACCGGUCGAUGGAAACGCCAGGACCGUUGCUGCGACACCGACCAACUCUGUUUCCAACUCGAUCCCGUCGAUCAGCGAAGAGGAAAAGGAAACGGUGCCGCAGCUGCAAACCGUCUCGGGAUCCAGUUGUUGGAACUGUGGCAGACCAGCGUUGGAAACGUGCGGUGGUUGUGGAAUAGCGCGAUACUGUGGCUCCUUUUGCCAACACAGAGACUGGGAAACCGGUGGUCACCACGCGACGUGUAACAACCCUCCGCCCCGCGAACCUCGGAGAUCAGCGUCUCGUAGUCCGCCGAGGAUCGCCAGCGUGAACGAGGCGAGCGUCGCCGCGCCGAUACCAGCCAGCGGCGCGACCAAAGGGAAGUGACGUUACGAUGGCAACUACUAUCGAUUCCGACGAUUCGCCAGACCGAUCCAGUACGACUCGCGUUAACGUUAACACCCUUUCUUCUAUGUCGAAUCAUACAUCUUCUGCAUCUUUUCCACAUUCUCGACACUGGUCCUGACACAGGUCGUUUGAUUGCGUUUCCACUUGAAAGCCGUUGCCGCUGCACACUGCCGCGGUGUCGAACGUUUUCUCGAAAUUCAUUCGUCGGUACAUGCCAGGCCAAGCUAAAGAGUUGAGCAGUUAAACAAAUGAAAUUGAUGCCCCUCUAUGAAUUUGUAGUUGUAAACCGUUCGUCGAAUUUUCUUCUUUAGAAUAGUCUGUGUAACGGUUCGUUGUAUUGCUAUUUGAUCGAAGCGACAGAGUAGAGAUAAAUAACGUGUAUAUAUGUAUAUUUCGGAUCGUAGAUGGUUCGAAUAAACAAUCACUUUAAUAUUGCAAACGUCGAACGUAAGAGUAACGCUGAUUCCUCGCUAUAUUUCGAUACUACCGUGUGCGCCGUACGUGCGUGAUAGAAACUGAAAGACACGAACCAAGCUAAUGCCGCCCAAAACAGCAAACGAUCCGAUAAACAAUUUAAUUUUUAUGACACUAGUUUUACGAUGAUGCUGGAGGACAAAGGAAAGAAAAACAAAAGCGACAACGAUAUCAAAGGAAAUUAUACGUGUUGUACGACCUCUAGGUCUCCCUACGAACAUGUAACGUGAGGAAACAAUUAACAAGGUAUUUAACAUGUUUCAUCAAGUUCAAGAUCAAAUAUCAUCAACUUUGAAAUUGUUAUUGCUUUUUUUCUCGCCUCAGAACUUGAUGCAACGAAUUUAAGUUUUUCUUUUCUUCCAGCGAAAUCGAUGUACGGCGUAAUGCAAUACCCCAUCGAUCAUUCUCCUAGUCAAUUGAUAGAUAAACACGGUCGCAACGCGACGUUUUGUUUUAUACGCGUGACAAUGUAUAUAAAUGCAUGUGCACGUUUACGAAUCUAGUCAUUGUCGAGUCGAGAGGUAAAACGUGUUUAUCGGUCGUGCGCGCGUUAGGAAAACUUUGCUCAAAUCUAAACUACGAAUCGUUGUAUGUUUUUUCUAGGUGUAUUUUACGUUGCAGGGAUGUAUGAUGGAUUCUAUAGAUUGUAUUUAUGAAUUAACGAAAUACAUGAUUAUUCUGUGUCAUAAUGGUUAAAGAA
Molecule: messenger RNA, 5010 nt
Organism: Frieseomelitta varia
Lineage: Eukaryota; Metazoa; Arthropoda; Insecta; Hymenoptera; Apidae
Gene: nvy
Product: protein CBFA2T2-like
Exons: 7
Coding region: 1167-3815 (882 amino acids)
Biological process (GO): negative regulation of DNA-templated transcription; DNA-templated transcription
Cellular component (GO): nucleus
Molecular function (GO): transcription corepressor activity
Source: RefSeq, a predicted model, not a curated record